This is a messenger RNA of Kockovaella imperatae, 528 nucleotides long. Its product is annotated as transmembrane protein 6/97. The record is from RefSeq and is a predicted model, not a curated record. Lineage: Eukaryota; Fungi; Basidiomycota; Tremellomycetes; Tremellales; Cuniculitremaceae. Gene Ontology annotation, cellular component: endoplasmic reticulum. The transcript has 5 exons. The coding region runs from base 1 to 528 and encodes 175 amino acids.
AUGUCGCGCUUUGCGGGAAGAUCUCUGGACAGGAUAUGGUUCUAUUUCUUCGUGAUGCACAUCCCGAUUUCCCUAGCUGUCGACUUUCAAGCUCUCUAUCCUCCCAGCUGGAUAGUCAAUACACCACUGCCGGCAUUCAUCAAAUGGUAUAUGGGUUGGUCUAGAGAUCCAGUGAUAUUAGGAGCGUUGGGCGGUUCUCCACUUUGGCAUUGGAUGAAAGCCUUCUUUUGGCUCGAGGCGGUGUUCCAGCUCCCAUGUUGGAUCUUGGGUGCCUGGGGAAUGUGGACGAAUGACAAGCGCGUAUACCCCCUACUCCUAGCUUAUGGCGCAUCCACCGCGACGACCCUCCUCCCGACUCUGCAAGCUCUGUUCACGGUCCCUUCGACUCCGCCACUCUCAACGUUGGAGCUCGCCAACCUUUUGGGAUGCUAUGUCCCAUAUCUUCUCAUACCGCUUGGCAUUGCGAUGGACAUGUCCAUUAGGCUCCAUCGCAUCAUUGCGCACUCUCAGGCGAGAAAAGCAAUCUGA